This is a messenger RNA of Ictalurus punctatus (channel catfish), 2390 nucleotides long. It is a transcript of the gene fosl1a, whose product is annotated as FOS like 1, AP-1 transcription factor subunit a. Gene Ontology annotation, molecular function: DNA-binding transcription factor activity, RNA polymerase II-specific; RNA polymerase II cis-regulatory region sequence-specific DNA binding. The coding region runs from base 138 to 1211 and encodes 357 amino acids. The transcript is spliced from 4 exons. The record is from RefSeq and is a predicted model, not a curated record. Gene Ontology annotation, cellular component: nucleus. Lineage: Eukaryota; Metazoa; Chordata; Actinopteri; Siluriformes; Ictaluridae. Gene Ontology annotation, biological process: regulation of transcription by RNA polymerase II.
UAAUUCUGAAAUCUCGUACUACGGCAGAGUAUAAGUUAGUCAGCGCAGGCGAGCUCGGACGUUUGACUCUGUCACGGACUAAGACGCAUUUUUAUCUGGUUUGUUUUCUUGAGAUUUCCGGAAAGUAAACGGCCUACAUGUAUCGUAACUUCGGGAACUUUGGGCGAGGAACGGAUCAGAACUUCCCUGAUAACAGUUCUGCAUCUGGGUCGAGCUCUGCUAGCGGUACUCAAACUACCAGCACCGGUACGACCCAGCAUCAAGAGCCAAAGUACUCGGUGGCGGGAUCCAGUCAGUUUGUCCCGACUCUCAAUGCCGUAACUUCAAACCAAGACCUACAGUGGCUCGUGCAGCCCUCUGUUUUUCCAGUGCCAGGACCAUCUAAGCAUCCUCCUCGUCACCCGUACCCCCUGCCGCCAAGACUUGCAUGUGUGAACCCUCAUCCCACCCAAUCACACCUUUUCCGACCAGGAAUCAUCAGGGACUCAGGACGAUCCACAAGACGCAGAAAUGAUGAACAUUUAUCAUCGGAAGAACUCGAAAGGCGCAGAAUUAGAAGGGAACGAAACAAACUGGCUGCUGCCAAGUGUAGGACUCGUCGCCGUGAACUGACCGACUCACUUCAAAAUGAGACUGACCAGUUGGAAGACAAAAAGUCCCGCCUACAGAAAGAGAUUGCUGAGCUACAGAAGGAAAAAGAGAAGCUUGAACUUGUUUUGGAGGCCCACAGACCCAUCUGCAAAGUCCAGGACUCAGAUUCCGACUCUGACUCUAGUCCCAUUCUUCCUACCCUGAGUGGAAUUAAAAUUGAGCCAGUAGAUUCUGAACUUCCCGGACCCUCUAGAAAAUGCCAGAUUCCCACCAAACAGGAGAAACCAAAGCCAAAAAUCACCAUUCCACCUCCAUUUUCAACCUCUUCUGGCGGUAUGAAUCCAGAGUCCGAUUCCCUCCAUACUCCAAUACUCAUUUCCACACCUUCACUGACUCCGUUCACUUCUAGCCUAAUCUUCACCUAUCCUACUACCUCUCUUGACACCAAUGCUCCUACUUCAUCACAAGCACCGAGCCUUUCUGCCUCCUCCACGACUCAGCAUGGUACAUCCCAGCCCUCCCGAAAUCUAGAGCCAUGUGGUAUUGCUCAUCGGCGUAGCAGCAGCAGCGGGGACCAGUCAGAUCAAUCUCUCAACUCGCCUACCAUCCUGACCAUUUAAUCUGUUUUACCGCAUGUUUAACCAUAACCUUAAGUGCUCUGAAUAUUCACAGGUAUGUUUAAUACUAGGUCAGAUAAAUACAAGUGUAUUUGUGAGUACACUGAAGAUUGUACUGAUUGUACCAAACUUGUGCCUUUAGCACUGUGUUUUCUUAUACACUCUUAGAAAAUAGGGUUCUUUAAACCUUGGACAGUUAAAGGUUCUUAGGCUUCGUAAAGUGGUUCCAUUUUGAACGGUCUACGAUGGAGAAUCAUUCUGUUGUUGAGUUCUACAAACAGCAUUUAAAGGGUUUCCCCAGUGAGACAAAUCCAGUAAACCCUCAAAUUGGUUCCAGAUUUAAGCAGUUUAGCUUUAGCAGUCACACCAGGUAUUACCUAAGAACAAAUUAGAAGUACUGCAAAGCACAAUACAGUAUUUAGUAUAUUCUAUUAAGAGUACAAAUGUUGAAACAUAUCUUAUGAAAAUCAUAACUAUGAACUACGGUAAAAACUACCUUUUUAUAUAUUGAAAAGUAUUUACUUAUACUUUAUACAAAAACUUUCUUAUUAGAAAUAUUCAUUAACUGACUACAUACUGAUGAAUAGACAUGUAAGCCUAUCACUGUGUUGGAUGGAAACUACUUUACUAUUGUUGACAGAUUUUAUAACUUUGUUCUAUGCAAUCCAAAGCUACAAGUCUAAUGUAAUUUCUUUUUAUGUAUUUUUACAUGGUACAGUGUAUUAAGCUACUUAGUUACAUCAUGUCUAUUUUAAAAUAUUUGGGUAUUUUGAUUUAUGUGAAGAUCACAAACAUUACAAGCCUGAAACAUUUUAGUAAUAAAUCAGCUACACUGAUUCAUUUUAAUUGUUCUACUGAUGAACGUCUUGGACAAAUAUGCACUUAAUACAACUUUUCAUUACAUGCUAGCUGUGUAGGUUUUUUUUUUUUUUUUUGUCUUUUUCUAAAGUUCUAUAUAAGAAAGAUAAAGUACUUAAUAUAUUGAAAUCUACAGUGUAUGCAUUAUUACAGCAUGUUUGAUCCACUACUACGGCUGGUCCAUACAAUUUCGCAGAUGUGUAUUUAUUUUUCAGAGCAAACUAUAUUUAUAUUUUUCGUCACUGAGAUUGUAAGCCUCAGCAGUGAAGAAAAGUUUUCAUACUGUACAACAUGUAAGAGUAUAAUAAAAAAAAAUCCAAAUUA